AUGUGGGGACUUGUGGAAGGGUUCACAGUUGACUUUGGUGGCUCUGGUUCUUACUAUCAAAGCUGUAAACCGGGAUGGUUUCAUUGGCAUAUUUUCAAGGAUAAGUUACCGGAUAUGGAACCUUGGACUUUUCGUGAUAGUUUGGUGGUUUUGGUUGAUGCGCGUGCAGGACUUGAUACCAGAGAGGUGGAAUUCCAUCACAGUACAUAUUGGAUCCAAUUGCAUGGCAUCCUUCCUUUUAAUAUGACUACAAUGGUGGCACAGAAAAUUGGAUCUCUUGUAGGGAAGGUUUUGGAGGUUGAUCAGGCUGAUGGUGUGGAAUGUAUGGGACGCUUCUUACAAUAUGAAUUUCUACCAGAGUACUGUUUUGUCUGUGGGCAUUUGGGACAUCCAAGCCGUAUCUAUAUUGAAAAAUUAGAGGCUGAUCAAGACCUCACAGAGAGCAAGGUGGAGGUUUUGCACAAUUUUUCCGGGCUUGAGGCGGUGGAGGAUUUGAGUGGCUGGCGAUUACGCUUUGGGGAACGUAAUGUUUCACAGGGGAAUAAUAGUACAAGCUCAGGGGGUAGAUGGCGUCAUGAGCGCUCUAGUCGCUUGGGAGAGCCUCGACAUCUGCAACAGGUAGGGUGCUGGCGGGAUGUGGGUGGUGCAUAUAUGUCUAGAGGGUGGAGAUGGAAGACACACUGCUACCUUCCCUAA
Messenger RNA from Prunus armeniaca (apricot), 696 nucleotides. The record is from the annotation of a GenBank genome assembly. NCBI's taxonomy places the organism in Eukaryota, Viridiplantae, Streptophyta, Magnoliopsida, Rosales, Rosaceae.